This is a messenger RNA of Poecilia latipinna (sailfin molly), 4382 nucleotides long. RefSeq names its product protocadherin alpha-3-like. NCBI's taxonomy places the organism in Eukaryota, Metazoa, Chordata, Actinopteri, Cyprinodontiformes, Poeciliidae. Gene Ontology annotation, cellular component: plasma membrane. The record is from RefSeq and is a predicted model, not a curated record. Gene Ontology annotation, molecular function: calcium ion binding. Bases 77 to 4282 code for a protein of 1401 amino acids. Gene Ontology annotation, biological process: homophilic cell-cell adhesion. The transcript is spliced from 2 exons.
GCAGACUAUGUGUGCUUUGUUUGAGGAGAAGGAAUCAUGGUUGAGAGUCGGGGAGUGGAAUCAUUUCUUUUGACAAAUGUUCCGAUCGAGUGGUGUCACUUCAGAAACGGUUAGGACAUCGUCUAUUUCUCUUGAAUCAGCGAUGAGCAGAAGAAGGAAUGAUGGGAUCUUAUUUUUCCUGGUCAUGUUGUUUGCAUCCGACUGGUCUGCAGCUCAGAUAUUCUAUUCUAUCACCGAGGAGGCGGACAAAGGAACUGUUGUCGGGAACCUCGCAAAGGAUUUAAACGUCAACGUCCGAGAUCUGCAAACCAGGAAUCUAAAUAUUGUGUCGGGACACAGUAAGAGAUACUUCGAAGCUAAUUUUAAAACAGGAGAGCUUUAUGUCAGUGAGAGGAUAGAUCGUGAAGAACUUUGUCUGAACACUGUUAAAUGCACUUUAAAUAUCGAGGCCAUAAUGAGUGAUCCUGUAGUUCAUAAACGCAUCGAGGUGGUGAUUAAUGACGUGAACGACAACGCGCCUACUUUUGUGGAGAAAUAUUUUUCUGUCAAUAUUUCUGAAUCUUCACCAGCGGGCGAGCGCUUCUUGCUGCCUUUGGCAGUCGAUGCAGAUUCAGGCAGCAAUUCUGUAAAGACGUACAAGCUCAGUGUAAAUGAGUACUUUUCCCUCGACGUACAGAGCGGCGGAGAACACAGCGCAUCUGCUGAAUUAGUGCUGCUGAAAGCUUUAGACAGAGAGAAGCAAGCAACUAUUAGACUGACACUCACUGCUAUAGAUGGAGGCAGACCUCCAAAAUCUGGAACUGUUCAAAUUAUUAUUAAUGUUUUAGAUGUGAACGACAACACACCCUAUUUUAGCAAAACACUGUAUAAAGCUCGUGUUGACGAAAAUUCUCCUGUGGGAUCUAAAGUUAUUCAGCUCAAUGCCACUGAUUUAGAUGACGGAAACAAUGGUAAAGUAGUUUACUCUUUUGUCAAACGUGCACAUUUUAAUCCAUCUGAUAUGUUUUUGAUAAAUGAAGAAACCGGAGAUAUCAGCGUUAAAAGUGAAUUAGACUAUGAAGCACAGUCAAAAUUUGAAAUCCAUAUUCAAGUCACAGACAAAGGUGCGUCACCUCGGAGAUCCAAUGGGAAGCUUUUGAUUGAAGUAGUCGAUGUAAACGAUAACACCCCAGAAAUUGUUGUAACAUCGCUGAUGAACCCAGUUAAAGAAGAUGCUGAAAUAGGAAGUGUUGUCGCAUUGCUUACAGUGACGGAUAAAGAUGGCGGUAAAAACGGUCAAACUCGAUGUAAGCUUGUUGGUUCAACUCCUUUUAAGCUAAAUGCUAAUUAUAAGAGUUAUUACUCUUUAGUUGUAGAUGGACCCCUUGAUCGAGAAUCACAUGCUUCUUACAAUCUGACAAUCGUAGCUAAUGAUGACGGAGUGCCGUCUCUGUCCAGCACCAGCGUUAUCAAUGUACAAAUCUCUGAUGUCAAUGACAACGCGCCCAGUUUCCUUGAUUCAGUGAUCAAUAUUUACGUGAAAGAAAACAGCCCAGUUGGAGCCAGUAUUUUUACUAUAAGCGCAGUCGAUGUUGAUGUAAAUGAAAACGCCAGAGUAACUUAUUCUGUAGAAGCUGAUAAUAAACAUAACUCCGUGUCUUCGUUUAUAAACAUAAACUCGGAUACUGGAGAAAUUAUUACUCUACAGUCUUUUAAUUAUGAAGAAAUGAAAACAUUUCAGUUUAAAGUCAAGGCCAUUGACUCGGGUGUGCCUCCACUCAGGAGCAAUACAACCGUAAACUUGUGUAUUCUGGAUGAAAAUGAUAAUAAUCCAACUAUUUUAGCUCCUUAUUCUGAGCACGGCUCUGUUAACAGUGAGACCAUCCCUUAUUCUGCUGAAGCGGGAUACUUUGUAGCAAAGAUCAGGGCUGUGGAUGCAGAUUCUGGAUACAAUGCGCUGCUUUCUUAUCACCUGUCGGAGCCCAAAGGAAACAACCUGUUCAGGAUCGGAACCAGCACCGGAGAAAUCAGGACUAAGAGGAGAAUGAGCGACAAUGACCUAAAAUCUCAUCCACUGGUGGUGUUAGUUUCUGAUAAUGGAGAACCUUCUCUGUCAGCCACUGUUUCUAUUGAUGUGAUGGUGGUUGAAACCACAGCUGACGACCAGACUCAGUUCAGACAUGUGCCUAUAAAGGAGGACAACUUCUCUGAUUUGAACUUGUAUCUACUGAUCGCCAUCGUGUCAGUGUCUGUGAUCUUUCUGCUGAGUCUCAUCAGUUUAAUAGCUGUCAGAUGCCACAGGACAGACAGUGAUUUCAGCAGGUACAGCGCCCCCAUGAUCACCACCCACCCUGACGGGAGCUGGUCUUACUCUAAAGCUACUCAGCAGUAUGACGUGUGUUUCAGCUCAGACACACUGAAGAGUGACGUAGUGGUUUUCCCCGCCCCGUUUCCACCUGUAGAUGCUGAACUGAUCAGUAUUAGCGGAACAGAUACUUUUACCAGAACUCAAACUUUACCAAACACAGAAAAGUUUUUCCUGGUCAUGUUGUUUGCUUCCGACUGGUCUGCAGCUCAGAUAUCCUACUCUAUCAACGAGGAGACGGACAAAGGAACUGUUGUCGGGAACCUCGCAAAGGAUUUAAACAUCAACGUCCGAAAUCUGCAAACCAGGAAUCUAAAUAUUGUGUCGGGACACAGUAAGAAAUACUUCGAAGCUAAUUUUAAAACAGGAGAGCUUUAUGUCAGUGAGAGGAUAGAUCGUGAAGAGCUUUGUCUGAACACUGUUAAAUGCACUUUAAAUAUCGAGGCCAUACUGAGUGAUCCUGUAGUGCAUAAACGCAUCGAGGUGGUGAUUAAUGACGUGAACGACAACGCGCCUACUUUUGUGGAGAAAUAUUUUUCUGUCAAUAUUUCUGAAUCUUCACCCGCGGGCGAGCGCUUCUUGCUGCCUUUGGCAGUCGAUGCAGAUUCAGGCAGCAAUUCUGUAAAGACGUACAAGCUCAGUGUAAAUGAGUACUUUUCCCUCGACGUACAGAGCGACGGAGAACACAGCGCAUCUGCUGAAUUAGUGCUGCUGAAAGCUUUAGACAGAGAGAAACAAGCAACUAUUGAACUGACACUCACUGCUGUAGAUGGAGGCAGACCUCCAAAAUCUGGAACUGUUCAAAUUAUUAUUAAUGUUUUAGAUGCCAAUGAUAAUACGCCGUCUUUUAGCAAAUCGCUUUAUAAAGCUAGCGUUUACGAAAAUGCUCCAAUCGGAUAUACAGUUAUUCAGCUUAAUGCCACAGAUUUAGACGAAGGGGAAAACGCAAGACUAAUUUACUCUUUAGUCAAACGUGCCAGCUUCAAUCCCGCCGAGAUUUUCUUCAUGAAUUCUGAAACAGGUGCAAUAAGCAUUAAAAGUGAACUAGAUUAUGAAACACAGUCAGCUUAUGAAAUACACGUGCAGGCAACAGACAGAAGUUCCUUACCUCGGAGAUCAAAUGCAAAGCUUUUGAUUGAAGUAGUGGAUGUUAACGAUAACACCCCAGAAAUAGUUGUAACAUCUCUGAUGAACCCAGUUAAAGAAGAUGCAGAAAUAGGAAGCGUUGUCGCUAUGGUUACAGUGACGGAUAAAGAUGGCGGCAAAAACGGUCAAACUCGAUGUAAGCUUGUUGGUUCAACUCCUUUUAAGCUAAAUGCUAAUUAUAAGAGUUAUUACUCCUUAGUUGUAGAUGGACCCCUUGAUCGAGAAACACAUGCUUUUUACAAUAUCACAAUUAUAGCUAAUGAUGACGGAGUCCCGUCUCUGUCCAGCACCAGCGUCAUCAAUGUACAUAUUUCUGAUGUCAAUGACAACGCGCCCAGUUUCCUUGAUUCUGUGAUCAAUAUUUACGUGAAAGAAAACAGCCCAGUUGGAGCCAGUAUUUUUACUAUAAGCGCAGUCGAUGUUGAUAUUAAUGAAAACGCCAGAGUAACUUAUUCUGUAGAUUCUGAUAAUAAACAUAACCCCGUGUCUUCGUUUAUAAACAUCAACUCAGAUACUGGAGAAAUUAUUACUCUGCAGUCUUUUAAUUAUGAAGAAAUGAAAACAUUUCAGUUUAAAGUCAAGGCCAUUGNGGUCACUCUGCAGAGUGGAUCCCGUGUGAUAUUUACCACAAAAUGGACGUGUUCUAAAAUUAUUAUUUUUUUUUUUCGUUUGUUUGGCAGCAAUGGGACGUGGGACGAUUACAGGCGCGAUCUGGAUAAACAUCGGGGCUCUGCUUUAUUUCUGUGGUGCGUGCACAGCGCUGCUCUCGUUCUCCGUUCCCGAGGAGGUUGACAAAGGAACAGUGGUGGGAAAUCUUGCUAAGCAUUUACAAGUCUCCGUCAGUGAGUUGGAACGACGGGAUUUACGAAUUGUCUCUGGGAGCUUUAAGAAG